AACGAAUCUGAUUAGAUCUGGACUCCCCAUCCUGCACUGCUCGUUGAUCACGAGAUCGACAGUUCACAUUGGGUUAACUCCGUAUCCAAUCCCAUCCGCACAAUUGUGAGAUGGUCUUCUUCCUCUGGCUGUGGGUACAGCAGUGCCCGCGCAGCCCUCGACGACGAGCACGUCGGCGCGCCCACAGCGACAGAGCUACGUUCACGAGCCAUCCUGAGGGACCCGACCCCCAAGAGUACUUGUUGGUGAGGUGGCAGCCAAGCACGACGAUCAUCGCACGGCAGACAAAGUUCUCCGCCGCCAUGAGUACGAUGUCCCGCGCCUGGCGACCAGCUUCUGCUCCAUCAGCAUGCACAACCGGGUAGGCUACGGCCAGCGAUUGGUUGCCCAGAAGCAGAUCGUCGAUGGAGACACCAGCGGGUCGUUUCCGGAUUCCGCUCGAUUUACUAGCGAUUCCGCGGCCAGCAUGAAGGGGAAAGAGAUGGUGAGUGGGCCCCACCAAGCAGAGAAACGAUCCACAAGCACGAGCUUGCGCGCGGAGACUGGGUGGCCGGCCAAUGGGCCUCGCAUGGCGGUGGUGCGGCGCGAGCGUAUGGAAAAUGGGACCCACAUGUCGGCGCGUUGGCGGUGUUUCUUGGGCCGCACGAGGGACAACGAGCAGACCGAGGUUCCUGAGUGUGUUGUUGGAGACCUCCCUGAGCAAUCAUCUGGUGAAGGCAAGUGUCCUCUGACCCAUUAUGUCCUACAUACUUUAUGAUUCACUGUCCCGCAUUACUUUAUGAAACCUAAGGAUUGACUAGUUUGUAUUCACUUAUCCUUGUUUACCUUUUUGGGUUAUCAUGGUUAGCAUGUUGCUAUUGCCUUAACUUAAUCAAUGAACAUGAUGUGAACAUUUAUGAUACGAUACUGUUAUCCUGAUUAUGUGGAUGAUCUUGUGAUACCUUAGGGGGCUCGAUACUUUUUCCUGAGUACCUCUCCGUAAGGACCUGUUCGUGGAGUGACCACCUGGGAUAACAGUACAACCAUGAGGGUGGAAUGGGACGCCCUUAGCUGAUUAAUUAGAUGAACCUCGGGGUGUAGUUGGCUUUCCCGGAGGGCCGUCAAUGGGGGUCGGGGCGCAGUGCUCGCUCUGCUAAGGUUGGGGUGCAGAGGUUCUUUCGAUUUGGUUUUGUUAGUCACCCACCUUGGGGAGGUGUACUACGUUUGUACGACUGGCGAAACCUAAUGAGCAGCUAUGCACCAGGGGAGUCUUUGUAAAGGCUAUGUAGUGUAUCCCUGGCCAUUCACCUGGGUAGUGAAGAUCGGGUCUGUACAACCCAGGCUGGAAAGGGAUCACGACUUGUGGGUAAAGUGUACAACCUCUGUAGAGUGUUAAAAACUGGUAUAUCAGCCGAGCUCACGGUUAAGAGCAGCCUUGGGAUCCUCUUUGAUUAGAAGAACUUUGGAUACUUUUAUGUUGAUGAUUAACAAUGAUGUUAUAAAAUCUGAUCUCUGGUAUUUCCUCUUUUGAGGAGGUACUUCUGGGUAAUAACGAGGUUUAUUACUAAAACUUGGCACUACUAAUAGUAAUAAAUACUUGACCAACUAAAUGCAACUGCUUAACCUCAGCUCCAUAUAUAGCUAGUCCACUUUAGCCAAACGGGACAUUUGCUGAGUACAUUGAUGUGUACUCACCCUUGCUUUACACACCACCCCCACCCUAGUGUACCCAAUGCUCAGGAGGUGAUGCUCGCAACAUGGAUGACUUCGAGGAGUUUCAGGAAUAUGACCAGUUCUAGUUCUUUCUUAGUGGCAAACCCCCAGUCAGUUGCCUAUGUAGGCUUAGCAUCUUCGUAUUUCCGCAGCUUGAUAAUUAUGUUGAACAAUGGUUAUGUAUUAGACUCUGUGGAUGUCUUGGACAUCUUGAUGUAAUCAAGUACCUUUCCGCUAUUUAUUUCGAUCAUUGUGUGACGAUGUCCAAUUAUGUAAUCAUUGUGUAUGUGAGUUUCUGGUCUUGG
Molecule: messenger RNA, 1997 nt
Organism: Zea mays
Lineage: Eukaryota; Viridiplantae; Streptophyta; Magnoliopsida; Poales; Poaceae
Exons: 3
Coding region: 350-757 (135 amino acids)
Source: RefSeq, a predicted model, not a curated record